AUGCCCAUUCGCGUCAAGAAGAAGAACUUGCCGGCGGAGCGGGACAUGAGCCCUGUGUCCAUGCGCAUCGACACGUUUGAGCUGCCCGACAUUGAAUCGAAUGACAGCUUCAGGGACGUGGUGAAGAAGAUCUCGGUUUACAUCACCGAUGUCAUUGUUCUGCCGAGCACUUUCGAGCAGCUGAGAACCACCGCAGCCGGAGAGUGCUUGAGGAUCUUGGUCGAUCACCUCAAUGCCACCUGCACCAACCCGGCCACCGUCAACGCUUUGCUCGCUCUCAAAUGGCACUAUGCUGUCGACGAGACCGAGUCCAACAAGGGUCUUUGCGAAGCCCGCGCCAAUGCAUGCGAGAUUGUCGCUUGGCGCUUUCUCACUCGCUUGUCAGAACGCGAGGCCGUCGACUACUGCCUCUAUGAAAUUCCCGACCCCAAGGAGUCGGAGACGCCGCCGCCCAACAUUGACGUUGAGAGCAACGAGAACUCGCCUCUGCUCUCCGGCGGUAGCUGGUCCGGCGCGAACAGCAGACGUGCUUCAGUCCGCCCGGGAAGCAGCGCCAAGCGUUAUCAGCUCUUGUCGUCCCUGUCCAGGUUGACCAUGAGCAUGCACGCCGAUCAGGAAGAAGAGGAAGAGGACGACCCGACCUCUCCCUUCACCAACUUGAACGCCCUCGAAAUUGCAGCCGUUGCCGAUGCCAAGCGUUUUCUCAGCCAGCAUGUCGUGCAGAAGAUUGUCACUGGCAUUUGGAACGGAGAUAUCAUCUUCUGGGACAGUCUCUCCGUUCAUGCCGAGAAGAAGCCCCGCUUCUACAACCCUCAUACCACCGACGUCUUCUCUCGUCUGAGAGUUCCCAAAUACCUCAAGGCUUGGGAGGCCUUCUUCUUCCUCAUCUUCCUCAUCCUCUACUACUCCGUCCUUGUCCAGCAGAACACCGAGCGCAUCACCCACAACGAAGUUGUCUUGUACAUCUGGUUGGCUGCUUUCCUCUACGACGAGCUCAGCGAAUGGGCUGAUGCCGGUACUAUCUUUUACGCGACGGAUAUCUGGAACAUGUUCGACAUGAUCAUGAUAGGCAUCGGUAUCACCUUUGCCGUUCUGCGGGUUAUUGGCAUCACAAAUCACGACAGAGAGAUUACCGACCUUGCUUUCGACGUUUUCGCUCUUGAGGCCCUUUUCAUGGUCCCUCGUGUCUUCUCCCUCCUCAGCUUGUCGCCUUACUGGGGUACCCUCAUCCCGUGCCUGAAAGAAAUGAGCAAGGACUUCAUCAAGUUCAUGGUUCUCGUCGUCAUCGUUUACCUCGGCUUCCUGACGACAUUCUCCCUCAUUGGUCAAGACGCCUACAACUUCUCUCACAUGACCAUGAUCCUGACCAAGAUCUUCUUCGGUUCUUCCUACGUCGGCAUCGAAAUCAUGGAGGACAUCAACCCGAUCUUCGGCCCGACCCUCAUGAUCAUUUUCAUUAUCCUCAGUACCUUCCUCCUGAUGGGUUCCCUGACCGGUAUGCUGUCCAACAGCUUCUCCCGCGUCAUCACCCACGCCCGCGAGGAGUACCUGUACGUCUACAGCGUGUACGUGCUCGAGGCGUCGACUAGUAACCGACUCACGCACUUUUACCCGCCGUUCAAUCUCAUUGCCCUGGUCAUCUUCCGCCCGCUGCGGCUCUUCCUCCCGUCGGACGACAAGUUCCGCCAGAGCCGUAUCAUCCUCCUCAAGGCCACGCACUUGCCCAUCGUCGGCGUCAUCCAGAUGUACGAGAGCGUCCGCCGCCGUGUACUUCCCGAGUACACCGGCUUCAAGGGACCUCGCAGCGCAACGAGCAAGCGGUCCAGGAACGCCCUGCAAGUCAACCGUCCGCCUUCAGGCCACCGUCCUGGAAGGUCUCCGUACCGGUACAACGACAGCCACUCGAGGCCUCAAACCCGCGCCGCCGAUAUCGAAGAGACCGACGCCCCGUCUGCCGUCGAGGUCCGCAUCAGCGAGCUCAACGACAAGAUCGACAAACUCACUGCUCUCGUUGAGGCGAUGCAGCAGCAGCGAUCUGGAUCUCCCUCCCCUUGA
Messenger RNA from Colletotrichum karsti, 2055 nucleotides. RefSeq names its product ion transporter. Gene Ontology annotation, biological process: transmembrane transport; monoatomic ion transport. Lineage: Eukaryota; Fungi; Ascomycota; Sordariomycetes; Glomerellales; Glomerellaceae. The coding region runs from base 1 to 2055 and encodes 684 amino acids. The record is from RefSeq and is a predicted model, not a curated record. The transcript has 4 exons. Gene Ontology annotation, cellular component: membrane. Gene Ontology annotation, molecular function: monoatomic ion channel activity.